This is a messenger RNA of Populus nigra (black poplar), 1754 nucleotides long. RefSeq lists its product as uncharacterized. Gene Ontology annotation, biological process: tRNA dihydrouridine synthesis. The record is from RefSeq and is a predicted model, not a curated record. Bases 484 to 1524 code for a protein of 346 amino acids. Gene Ontology annotation, molecular function: flavin adenine dinucleotide binding; tRNA dihydrouridine synthase activity. NCBI's taxonomy places the organism in Eukaryota, Viridiplantae, Streptophyta, Magnoliopsida, Malpighiales, Salicaceae. The transcript is spliced from 13 exons.
UUUAUCUUCGGUACUCUAUUUUCGAAGAUAAACUAAACUGAUAGCGUGUGCAAACAGAAUCCACGCUACCUUGCAUAAUAUAACCACUCUUUCUUGCCGCGAAGGACGACGCCGGAGCCACCUCUACUGUCCCGGCGGCCGAUAUAUUCCUCAAAUGUACCUAAAAGGAGCAAGCUUUCUCUGAUUAAAGAGAGAAAGAGAUGGUGAAGUUUUCUGGGUAUUCUUUGAUUUCUUCGUUUACUCCUUUUCACUCUGUUAUUCUCAAAAAACAGCGCAGAUUUUCAGCAUUAGAUUUAUAUAUCAACAAUUCAACCAAGUCAAGAAGAACGCUUUCUGUUUUUGCUAAUAAACAUCAAUUACGUAAUAUAAAAACUCACACCGAGAUGGGUGUCGAACAAUAUCAUCCUCCUCUAUUUAGUGUUGCUCCAAUGAUGGACUGGACCGAUAAUCAUUAUAGGACUGUUGCACGGAUAAUAUCAAAACAUGCAUGGCUUUAUACGGAGAUGCUUGCUGCUGAAACAAUUGUCCAUCAACAAGGAGAUUUGGUAUGACAGAUUUUUGGCAUUUUCUCCGGAACAGCAUCCAAUUGUGUUGCAAAUUGGUGGGAAUAAUUUGGACAACAUCGCAAAAGCAACUCGACUUGCCAAUUCUUAUGGAUAUGAUGAAAUUAACUUGAAUUGUGGUUGUCCUAGUCCCAAGGUAGCUGGACAUGGGUGCUUUGGCGUCCGUCUUAUGCUUGAUCCAAAGUUUGUCGGUGAAGCUAUGUCAGUUAUUGCUGCCAACACAGAUGUCCCUGUUAGUGUUAAGUGCCGAAUUGGUUUAGACGAUCAUGAUUCUUAUAAUGAGCUCUGUGAUUUUAUCUAUAAGGUUUCGUCUCUAUCUCCGACUAAGCAUUUUAUUAUACAUUCACGGAAGGCUUUGCUCAAUGGCAUUAGCCCAGCUGACAAUCGAAGGAUUCCUCCCCUCAAAUAUGAGUACUAUUACGCCCUCUUACGGGAUUUUCCUGACUUAAGAUUUACAAUAAAUGGAGGCAUAAAUUGUGUUGAUGAGGUAAAUGCAGCAUUAAGGGAAGGUGCACAUGGUGUAAUGGUUGGGCGUGCUGCCUACAAUAACCUCUGGAAUACUCUGGCACAUGUUGAUACUGCAAUUUAUGGUGCACCAAGCAGUGGUCUUACACGUCGUCAGGUCCUUGAACAAUAUCAAGUAUACGGGGAUGCUGUUCUGGGAACAUAUGGGAAUAGUAGACCUAAUAUACGGGAUCUGAUAAAGCCUUUAUUUGGUUUUUUCUAUUCCGAGCCUGGAAACAAUUUGUGGAAGCGGAAAGCUGAUGCUGCUUUCCAGAUGAAGAAUAUCACGACAGUGAAAUCCUUUUUCGAGGAAACCCUAGUAGCGAUUCCUGAUGCUGUCUUGGAUUCACAUGCUGCGGAGCUACCAUCUGGUCGUAAAGAUCUUUUUGCUAAUGUACGGGGAUUGCUUCCACCACCGUAUGAAACCAGAGAAGAGGAGGUAGUAGUAUAUGCUUAGUCCUAACACAUAGGCGUCAUUUAUACCUCGUUAGAUCCCAUAUUAAGCUUACACAACUAUGCAUUUUUUUGGAUGACCUGGUUGAUCGGUCAGUGUGACAUUAUCUAUAUAUUCGGUGUGGGACGGUCGAAGCUUUAUGAUUGUCCCUCAACACUGAGAUACAAACACUUUGGAUGUAUGUGCUAAAUUGCUAAUGUAUGACAAUGAAUCUGAUCUUUGAUUCUGGCAAA